CCGGGCGACCGUGCGCUCAGAGACCGCAGCCCUUCUGCCCCCUCCCGGCCAGUUCCAGCUCGCCGCUGCUGCAUGGGGCGCCGCCGGCGGCCGAGGGAGCGUGACUGCGCUGCGCAGGGCGCUAGGAGGCAUUGUCGCCGUCCCUUUAUGAGCAGCAGACCAGCCUGGUGGCUGGCAGCAGGACACCUGAGUCUGCAUGCUGAGGAAGAUGGGUGAGGCCGUGGCCAGAGUUGCGAGGAAGGUCAACGAGACAGUGGAGAGCGGCUCCGACACCCUGGACCUGGCCGAGUGCAAGCUGGUUUCCUUCCCCAUCGGCAUCUACAAGGUCCUGCGAAAUGUCACCGACCAGAUCCACCUCAUCACGCUGGCCAACAACGAGCUCAAGUCCCUCACCAGCAAGUUCAUGACCACGUUCUGUCAGCUCCAAGAGCUCCACCUGGAAGGGAACUUCCUGCACAGCCUCCCCAACGAGGUCAGCACCCUACAGCACCUCAAGGCCAUCGACCUGUCCCGGAACCAGUUCCAUGACUUCCCUGAGCAGCUCACCACCCUGCCUGCGCUGGAGACCAUCAAUCUGGAGGAGAACGAGAUCGUGGACGUGCCCGUGGAGAAGCUGGCCGCCAUGCCCGCCUUGCGCAGCAUCAACCUGCGCUUCAACCCGCUGAAUGCCGAGGUGCGCGUCAUCGCCCCGCCGCUCAUCAAGUUCGACAUGCUCAUGUCUCCGGAGGACGCGCGGGCCUCCCCACCCUAGGCCUCCCUCCUCAAGCCCGCCCAGCAAGGGACAGAGGCCACCUGGCCUGGCGCCCUGAGGGGAGGGAGUCCCACGAGCCCAUGGGAGGCCAAGUUUGGGGGGCUGGGGGCGGGCGGGCUGAAUAGCGUGUGGCGGGAGGGGUGUGGCAGUCCAGGAUAGAUAGCGUAGAGCAGUAGUGGGCCCUGGAAUGCCCGGAGGGAGGAGGCGAGGAGGGGGCUGGGGCCCAGACUCUGGGCACUCACAGCUUCCGUGCAAACCUGGGCAGAUCCUCUGAGCCUUACAAUUUGAGGAAAGGGGCAAUGGCAGGGGCUUUUGCCUCCUUUGGGCUCCCUAAAGGCUUUUGGGGGAACACAUGCCUCCAAGUUACCUUCAAAUCAUUGGUACCUUCUGGGCCCACGGAUGAGCAUCGCUGAGCGUUUUCCAGGCCCUUGUGGGUUCGAGGCCUUGUUUCUAGUGCUGAAAGCCAGUGGCUGCCAUAAGAGGGACAGAAAACAAUCUCCAUCUAUUUAUUGAUUCCUGAGAACCGACCAGGCUGAGGCCUUCCACAGUGCCCCGUCCUCAGCCCUGUGGGUCCCUGGAUUGGCAGGAACCUGAACCAGGAGUCGUGGGAAAGCUGUGGAGACAGUGUGGCCCGACACUGUAGCAGGGUUGAGAACGUUUGUAUAGGAGCCCAAGAACCAGCAGACCGGCAAGUGGAGAGCAAACCAAGUAGGCUCUGUCCUUCCUCGUGACUGAGAAAUCGGUGGGGUAGGCAGUCAGGAGUGCCCCAUCCCUCCCCUGGGCAUGAGCGAGGGUGCCUGGCAUCAGCCCUUCUGCUGCAGGAGACGUGGCCCAGAGAGAAGCAAAGCCAUUUGCACCUGCGCCACCCUCAACAGUCUCCCUCUGGCAGGAGUCUGGCUGCCUUGUCACUGGUCCACACAGGGGCAGAAGGCACUAUGGACCAUUGGAUUCGUGGCCAGCCAGCUCCCAGGCCACCACCCAGAGCCCUGAUGACCUAGUCAUCUCUAGGCCCUCAACCUGGAGUCUAGAGUGUGGCCAGGUAAUUGCGUGACCAACCAUCUCUGUUUGCCCGGGACUUAGGGCUUUCCUGGGACGUGGGACUUUCAGUGCUAACACUGGGAUGACACCCGGCAAACGGGCAACUGGUCCCUCUACCAGGAGAGAGCCUGAGGCUCUUGCUUCCUGACAACACCUGUGGUUUGGAGAACCUCUGACCCCUUGAUCCCCAGGUAUCUACCUCCCACCUUCUCAUCUGUGGAGCAAGCAGACUCAGAGCCCACCUUGCCUGGUCUGUGGGAGACACCUGAGGCCCCAGGACUCAGAGCAAGCCAGGCUACCGGAUCCUACACUUGUGGACCAGGGGCCAGUCUUCCACUCCCAAGGUUAGGCUGUUCAGAGCUCAGACCACCGCUCAGAGCACUAACCCUUGAUCAGAAUGCUCCCUGUUCCAUUCCCCCUCUCCAGCUCCGAGCCCUGCCCCUGCUCAGGCCUUCUGUCUCCUGGCGAGAGGCUGACAGGUUGGGCCAUUGUUGGCCCGUUGCUGAGCCCUCGGUGUUCAUGUUCACUCUGCUCAUCUCCCAAGGCCUGGUCGGUGAAGCUCUAGAAAAAAGGGUUUUCAGGGUGAGGAGGCUGAAACGGAAUCUUCUAGGGCUUCUGAGUUCAGCCAUGGACGCUGGGGACAAGUGAGUCUGCAGUCCAGCCUAGGCUGUCCUGGUCCCCCCUACCCCCCAGCCUGUGUCUUGGAGUGGGGUUUCUCCUUGUCAGAGAAGGGGCAUACUCUUCCGACAUGCACAAAGGCGUUGUAUGGCUAGAGCUUUGCAACUCAAGUAUGGUCCGUGGGCCAGCAGCAUUGGCGUCCACGGGAGCUCGUUAGAAACGCAGAAUCCCAGGCCUCACUCCAGACCUCCGGAAUCAGAACCUGCAUUUCAAAAGAUCCCCAGGUGAUUCCUAUGAGCACUUUACUGUUGGAAAAGCAGAGGCCUGGGGUGACCCUCGGGAUGUCCUCAGAGUGGAGGGUGAAGGUUCUCAGCUCUCCCCCUGCCCUGUCAGGGGUCCGAGUCUGUGCUCAUCCCCCUCCCUAAAGCAGUCCCCAGAGACCUUGGGCCUCUUAGAUCUUUCCAGAGUCUGUGUGGCACUCCCAGUGAAGGGACUGACCCAAAGCCACCAGGAGAGGAGAGCUGGGUUUGCCCGGCCCUCUGGAACCCUGCCUUUCUGGGUAACCUCUGCAUGCUAAGCUGCUGCUUCCCCAGGUCCUCACCUCAAGCCCUCUGAAGGGAAUGCUUCUGGAAGCUGUUUUCUACUCUGUUUGGAGAGUUUGCCCUUGCCUGCUGGGAAAGCUUGGGCGUCAGAGACGGCCCCAAAUCAAAGCCCACUGUGUGAGUGAGCCCUUAGUUUCAGUCUGCAAUAAAGAACACGUUGGUUUCA
Globicephala melas (long-finned pilot whale) is the source of this 3175-nucleotide messenger RNA. RefSeq names its product leucine rich repeat containing 20 (gene LRRC20). NCBI's taxonomy places the organism in Eukaryota, Metazoa, Chordata, Mammalia, Artiodactyla, Delphinidae. Gene Ontology annotation, molecular function: protein binding. The record is from RefSeq and is a predicted model, not a curated record.